Bombus pascuorum is the source of this 1818-nucleotide messenger RNA. RefSeq lists its product as uncharacterized. NCBI's taxonomy places the organism in Eukaryota, Metazoa, Arthropoda, Insecta, Hymenoptera, Apidae. Bases 150 to 1280 code for a protein of 376 amino acids. The record is from RefSeq and is a predicted model, not a curated record. The transcript has 4 exons.
AGAAACGUAGAAAUCUCUCGAUCGUCAGUGUGGAGGGAAGAAAUCGAUCUGAAGAACAUGACACAGUAUCAUCUGACACGAAUCUGGAUGUUAAUCGCAGUGGGCACGUGAUAAAAAUCGAACUAGAGCUGAAGGAAGCUCCGGACGACAUGAUCGUCGGAUCGACACCAUUCAAAUUGGACGUGACCGAUGAAAUCAAUUCGACCUAUCCAGAUGGCAUUCCGGAAGCAAACGCUGUUAUAGUCAGAGCUGAAGAGGCUUUGAUUGUCGUUUUGGUCCUCCUCCUUUGGGCUGCUGCGAUUGCGCUAUUUUUCAAUCGAUGGGGCAAGAUUAGAAUGUUGGAGCCGUAUCAACCGAAAUUUCAGCAACACAGACAAAGUUGCACUACGAUUGAACAAAAUCAACUCCAGAAUCGACGCACGUUCUCGAAAUGUAACAUACCCUGCGGGGACUAUCCGGCGGGACACGAAUUAAAUUACGCUUCGGGUCAAGUACGACCAAGGCAAAACAGUGUGUUCAUUGGAUCUAAUACGUCCUUGCUCCCUGGCGCUCAAGGUAUUCCACGUCGCACGAGAAGCGCGUUCGAUCUUCAAUUCUUGAUGUUUUCGGAGAACAACUCGUGCAGUGAACAGGAUACGUUAAAAAACUUGAAGUCAGCCAACGAGUCCACGAAAUUGUUGCAACGCGAACGAAAAACCAGUAUCUGUCAGUUAGACAGAAUCGAAACGUCCAAGCCUGUCUUUCGAGACAGAGGAAUGAGUGUCUGUCAAUUCGAUACUUCCUCGAAAUUAUGGCAACGAGAUCGCGGAAUGAGUGUCUGCCACUUCGACAGGAUGGAGGUACUUGCCAGACCGUUGCAAAGAGACCGUGGCGGAAGAAUCUGGCAGUUCGACAGAAUGGACGUGUUGGCCAAUCCGCUGCAGAGAGAUCGCACAGGCAGCGCCUACCAUUUUGACAGAAUGGACGUUUUGGCCAGGCCAAAUUGUUCUUUUGGCAAAUCCUUGUCGAGGGAGAGGCGCGUCAGCAUGUGUAACUUUCUGGAGAAAGACGAGGAAGCAGCGAAAGGCAGUCAAAUGGUACGGCGUUUAAGCAGCAACAACAUUGAGAAAAUCGUGAAGGAGGAGGUAUCCGUCGAAGAAGCGGAGUGUGAAACGGCGAUGCAGCAGAUAUUUCCCAAAUGCACACCCAAAGGAAAUAAAAAUGCUUCCUAUCAAUUGGACCAACCGUCUUGCAGCAAAACUCCUGACGUUGUGUUCGGAUACAAGGCUACUUGCGUGUAAUGUGAAAAGGUUAAAUGUAUGACUUAUCAAGGGAGAAUAUGUAUGCUAUACUUGAAAUUUAUGGAGUUAAUCAUCGUUUCAAUUUCAAGGUAUCGAAGGGUACUUGAAUGCAUAUGACAUAUAUUCAAUCACUAUAUGGUAAUAAAUAGAAAUUCUUAUAUAAAAUCGUAUCUAAGUGUAACACUUAUACCGACUGUAUAAUGUUCCAGAAAUGAAAUUAAAAAAUACUCCUUCCUUUUAAACGUACGACUCGUAAAGUUCCGAAAGAACCAAACUCCGUGUACAUAAUGAUUCAAAGGCGUCCGAUUCCGAGAAUAAUUCUACGACGAAAAAUAUAUUUUAUUAAUGUUAUACUUGGCUCUUUCGGUCAUAUUAUUCUGAGUGAAGGAAUCGUCCGAAUAAAUUUACACCGUGUAACAAAAUAACCACAACAGAAUUUGAAAGUGUACACGUUGUCAACGCUACGAGAAUUUUAGAAAUGAAUAAUAUCACAUACUUUUCGGGCUAAAAACAACGAUUUUCACAUUGAAACACCGAA